GAAAGGGAAAAGAAAUACAUAAUAUUCAAUUUUGAAAAAAAACUUGUUGGGGAGUUUGAAUUUUGAAAUGGGGUCCUAGGAUGAGGCUUUCAUUAUCCACCAUUCAUCCUCUAGGAAGAUAAAACCAGGAAUUAAAAAAAGGGAACCCUCCCCUUUUCUCUUUUGAGAUGAUAUUUGCCUCUUUGGUUUGAGCCAACAAGCAAAAACAACCACCACCACAAAGAGUGAAUAAGGACAUCCUCCUUUUUCUUGCAAUGGCACUGAGAAUGUGGGCUUCUUCAACUGCUAAUGCACUUAGACUCUCUUCUGCUUCCAAAGCUCCUCUCUCUCCUCUCCCUGCCUUUUCUUUCUCUAGAUGCUUCUCUACUGUUUUGGAUGGGUUGAAAUAUGCAUCUUCCCAUGAAUGGGUGAAGGUUGAGGGCUCUGUGGCUACAAUUGGUAUCACUCAUCAUGCUCAGGACCAUCUUGGAGAAGUGGUGUUUGUGGAGGUGCCUGAGCCUGGUGGCUCCGUCACACAGGGCAGCAGCUUUGGAGCUGUAGAAAGUGUAAAAGCCACAAGUGAUGUCAAUUCCCCAAUUUCAGGGGACAUUGUUGAGGUUAACAAAAAGCUCACUGAAUCACCUGGUUUGAUCAAUUCAAGCCCAUAUGAAGAAGGAUGGAUGAUAAAGCUGAAGCCAAGCAAACCAUCGGAAUUAGAAUCCCUUAUGGGUCCAAAAGAAUACACCAAGUUCUGUGAAGAAGAAGAUGCACAUUAGUAAGCAGCAUUUUGAACAUGAACACCUUGUUGCAUUUUCCUCUUGAAAGUUGAACUAACUGCCUCUGAGCUGUUUUAAGUUAAAAAGGUCACAAUAUAGUGGUUUUCAGGUACUAUUACAUACAUUAAUUUAACUUUUGUAAUCUUCUUUCCUAUCUUUCACUUGUUCUUAUGCUUCUUCAUGCAAUUAAGAGCCAUCUUCCUUUCAA
Camellia sinensis is the source of this 963-nucleotide messenger RNA. RefSeq names its product glycine cleavage system H protein, mitochondrial. Gene Ontology annotation, biological process: glycine decarboxylation via glycine cleavage system; protein lipoylation. The record is from RefSeq and is a predicted model, not a curated record. NCBI's taxonomy places the organism in Eukaryota, Viridiplantae, Streptophyta, Magnoliopsida, Ericales, Theaceae. Gene Ontology annotation, cellular component: mitochondrion; cytoplasm; glycine cleavage complex.